This is a messenger RNA of Triplophysa rosa, 1391 nucleotides long. RefSeq names its product MSS51 mitochondrial translational activator (gene mss51). The transcript has 6 exons. Bases 109 to 1239 code for a protein of 376 amino acids. The record is from RefSeq and is a predicted model, not a curated record. Lineage: Eukaryota; Metazoa; Chordata; Actinopteri; Cypriniformes; Nemacheilidae.
UAAAACAUCGCGAGAGUCGCUCACCCGCCGCUUUAAACAAUCGAGAGUAGCGACACUUGCCGGAAAAACUUCAUUUACGAGCUCAUCUAUUUAUAUUCGACAAGAACAAUGACAGAAACGAGAAGUGCUCCAGACAAUAAGCCUCUCACAUUCCAUACUCCAAAAGAGAUGUUUGAAAAAAUGGAGGAGUCCUUUAAGAUCUGUGCACAUUGUGAGAGUCUUCCAUCACAGGUCACGGGCACAUUGAAGCGAUGCGCUCGCUGUCUCAAUGUGUAUUACUGCUGUAAAGAGUGUCAGAAGAAGAACUGGUCUCAGCAUAAACUCUACUGUAAUAAACUGCACAUGGCUGCAAUUGACAGACAUGUUGAAUGGCUCAUUUAUAAAGGAGAUCUUCCUUUCUCUACGGAGGUGUGGUCUCGUCCUGCCAAAGACAUUAGAUGUUGGGAUGAUUGGCUCUCUAUGCAGUGCGAUCUGACGUCACGUCUGGAGCCCGUCCUGUCCGGGAAAAACAUGACAGAUCUCUGGACCAACGCCUGCCGAGUACGGCCGGAGGAGGCGGAGCUUCGUGAUUCCAUGUGGCGGGUGUGCAGUGAAUUUUUCUCUCGGCCACUGACUGUGGAUCUGGGGAUUCAAAUGUCCCGUCUGGACCCAUAUUCCCGGCCUCUGACCAUACAUCUAGUUGGCGCCGGUCAUAAUGAGACCCUGGGAGCCCGAACCACAGACAUGGAUGAGCUCAGCCGCAUGUUCCCGGGGCAUCAGGGACUGGAGGUGGUGAUGGUGGGGCCGGAGGUGGUGCAGGGACCCAUCAUGAGACCCCCGCUGAGGGCUUUCGGCCCGCGGGGGAGAGUGUACAUCAGUGCAUACAAGGGUCUUUACCAUCAGUUCUGGGAAGAAGUUAUUGAGAGCGGUGAAGCUGCUAAACCAGAUCUAGUGGUGGGAUUUCAUCCAGGGUUCGAUGGACAGGAGGUGAGUGAGGAUUGGCUGCCGACACUCCUGCUGCUACGAGAUUAUAACAUCCCGACGUUGUUCACCGUGGUCGUUGAUGCAGAGCGUCAGUCAACUCUGCAGAUGUUUUUGGAGUUGGAGAUGCAUGUUAAGGACACGGGCUCGAAUCCCUUCAGCUCUUUAAAACCUGAACAACAGCCCAAGAGUCCCAACAAACCUCUCAGUUAUGCCAACGCUUACUACAUCUCCUUCCACGGCCUGCUGGAGAUCCAAGAAGGAGAAGAACAGAACUAAAACUGAAUGUUUUUACACGAACACGAUCUUGUUAGAAAUACCAUGCUUGUGACUUAAGCAGUUUAUGAGAUUUCUGAGGUUUUUAACAUGCUGUAAUGAAACGUUCAGUGUUAUAGCGUGAUGUGUGAUGUGUGUGUAUGCACAAACAUGCA